Myripristis murdjan (pinecone soldierfish) is the source of this 5823-nucleotide messenger RNA. RefSeq names its product TBC1 (tre-2/USP6, BUB2, cdc16) domain family, member 1 (gene tbc1d1). The record is from RefSeq and is a predicted model, not a curated record. The transcript has 21 exons. The coding region runs from base 290 to 4288 and encodes 1332 amino acids. Lineage: Eukaryota; Metazoa; Chordata; Actinopteri; Holocentriformes; Holocentridae.
CAUGCGCUUGUCAUGCUCUGUCAGAGUAUAAAGAGCCGAGAGGACGGAGAUAGUGGUGGCUGCCAGUGGUCGCCCCUGUCCUCUAUAUUUAGCUCAACUACAGGCGAGCGGCCGGGGUUGUGUAAAACCCCGAGUGGCGCUCACACACACACACCCACCCACACAUACACACACUUCAGCCUCCAGUCGUCACGCUCCCAACAGUACACACACCGGCAGGAGUGCUGAGUUGUAACAGUGAGCAGGAAACAGUAGAGGCAGUCAGCUGCCUCAUCCAGCUACAGCAGCCAUGGAGGGACUCUAUUUCGAGGUGAAGCCCAGAAGAGAUGAAGUCCUCAGGCCAGAGAGGUCAGAGAAGCCUCUCCCUAAGCUCACUUCAAACCAUCGCUCAUGUCCAGUUCUUUCAGCUUCCACCUCUUCCAUGUCAUACCCAGACAGACUCACCCUUGCUGGGGAGAGGGCUAAUCCCUCAGCUGGGGGACAAAUGGGGGAGGAAGAGGAAGAGGAGAUACGAUACAGACUCACGCUGAUUGGUUCUCUGCCAGUACACCACCUGACCACCAUGGCCAUGCUGCCAUGGGUGGUGGCUGAGAUUGGGAGAUCUCAGCCUGGGGAGAGAGAGCUGGGAGCAGGAAGUCGGUCUGGAGGAUCAGGAGGUAAACAGUUGGACGUCCCUGCACGGAAUCAGCCAGUGUCUCUCUGUGUGUCGGCAUCGAGGGUGCAGUGUGUGUGCAUUGGGGCUGAGGGGGUCGCUUGGGAUCCUCUGUCCCACACGGUUCUGUUUGAGUGUCGUCCUCACCGGGUGACCAAGCUGAUUCACAACAGCCAGGAGCCCAGCAGCUUUGGCUGUCUGGUCCGAGAUACGCAUCACUGUGCCUGCUACGUCUUCCAGUGCCGGGACUGCACCAAGGUCCCUGAGAUCAUCAGUACGUUGAGGCAGGCUGGGAAGAGCUCAGCACGUAAUGAUGACAUCACCAACACAACUAACAAAGUUUCCACCUCUUCUGGUGGCAGCACUGCCUCUGAAACAUGCCUCAGCUUCACUACAGUUUCCACGACAACAACCUCGGCAGCACCUACCACUGUUGUGUCUCCAACGGCCUUUGCCAAGAAAUUUGAGGUGCUGUUCUGCGGUCGUGUCAGUGUGGCCCACAAGAAUGCCCCGCCUGCCCUCAUUGAUGAGUGCAUUGAGAAGUUUGGCCAGUCUCACGUCUCAGGAGUAGGGGGUAAAGGAGGAAGUGGUGGGGGAUUGGUAGGUGGGCUGAGGAGGGUGUUGACCUUCCAGUCUAAUGGUCUGGGGAGUGGUGGUGUUGGUAACGGGGCCACAGAAAGCCCCCCCACUGGCAAGCGUCCCAUCCUGUUCAAACGAGAUCCCAGCUUCCCCUGUCUGCAGGCCCUGGAUGAGAAUGGGCUCUCACCAGAGAUUUCAAAUGCCAAAACUGGAGAUACAAACACACAUACUUCUGGAGUACAGCCCACCAGUCUUCAGGAGAACAGGACCAUGCUGUUUACGGUGGGGAGAUCACAGAUCUUCCUGGUUAGUCCAGACACUAAGAAAGUUGCUAUAGAGAAGAGCUUCAGAGAAAUCUCCUUCUGCUCACAGGGUAUUCGUCACGUGGAUCACUUUGGCUUCAUCUGCAGGGAGACGGUGGAAGGGGGGAGCUGCCACUUUGUUUGCUACGUCUUCCAGUGUACAGACGAAUCAUUGGUGGAUGAGAUCAUGCUGACUUUGAAGCAGGCGUUCUCUGUGGCAGCCCUACAACAGAGUGCAAAGACCCAGAGCCAGCAGUGUGACAGCUGCCCAAUGCAGCAGCUCCACAGACUGUGUGAGAGGAUAGAAGGUCUACACCCUUGUAAAACCAAGUUGGAGCUUCAGAGACAUCUGGCCACUCUGGACAACCAGGAGCAAGCUUCAGUCUUUGAGAACACUAUGAGGGCUCGUCCCAAGAAUGAUCAAGAGGAGAAUGAGUUGGUGAUGGCCAGUCUGAGGAAUCUCUAUGAAGAGAGACAGAGAAGUCAUCAGCACACACAGCCUGGAGACAGCAAGCGGGUGAAUGAGGAGGCUGCUCCAGGCCCAGUGGAGGUACAGCAGCAGAGCAGCAGUCGGCAGCGCCUGGAGCAGUUCAAGACCCGCGCCAAGCGCUCUCUCACUGAGUCCCUGGAGGGCAUCUGGAAGGGCAGCAACAAGGCCAAAACUCAGAGGGAGAAUAGUGAAGGAGGUGACAGCUGCUCCUCUACCUCUACUGUCAACAGCAGUCAGGACCAGCCCUCCUUAGAUGACCCUCUGCCUGCCUCCUCCCCUCUACAGCCCACCAGCCCACUCAGGUGCCACAACUCAACAGGAGACCUGAAGCGCCUUGACACCUCUCCCUCUGUCUCCUCCUCCUCCCUCUCUCCAUCCCGCGAUACUCAGCAGCAGGGUUUCCGCCGACGGGCGAGCACCUUCAGCCACCCUCCCACCCCGUCCUCAUCCGACAGCUCACCGGCACUCAUAUUCACUCAUACUCCACAGGAUGCUGCCGCCACUACCAAGCCCAAACUGGUCCGACACUACUCUGUCAGCACUGACACUCCACACCAGAGCAAUGAUGUGGCAGCCCUAACCCCCAUAGGUGAAAGCCCUCUGCGCAGCCACCGCCACUCCUGGAGGCAGCAGAUCUUUCUGCGGGUUGCUACUCCUCAAAAGAACUCCGAUUCAAGCGAGAGGGGGGAUUCCUGUUUGGAGGCGGGUCGUGUUUGUGGGAGCCCGGUGGGAGGAGGCGGAGGUGUGGACGUGUCGCUUAGGGUGCUGCCUGAGGAGCGGAAGAGGAAGAGCAAGGAGGAGCUGAGGGAAUUAUGGAGGAAGGCCAUCUUGCAGCAGAUCCUGCUGCUGAGGAUGGAGAAGGAGAACCAGAAACUGCAGGCCUCAGAGAGCAACCUGCAGAACAGACGUCUGAAGUUGGACUAUGAGGAAAUCACUCCAUGUCUGAAAGAGGUCACUCUGGUCUGGGAGAAGAUGCUAGGAACUCCUGGGAGGGCAAAGAUCAAGUUUGACACAGAAACCAUACAUGCUGCUGUUGCACAAGGUGUCCCAAGGCACCAUCGAGGUGAGAUUUGGAAGUUUCUGUCCGAACAGUACCUGCUGAGGCAGACGGUCCCCUCCCGACCCCCGGCCAACCACGCACCAUAUAAGGAGCUGCUCAAACAGCUCACCUCGCAGCAGCAUGCCAUCCUUAUAGACCUGGGUCGCACCUUUCCCACCCAUCCAUAUUUCCAGGCCCAGCUGGGGGCAGGACAGCUGUCACUUUAUAAUCUGCUAAAGGCCUACUCACUGCUGGACCCUGAGGUGGGCUACUGCCAAGGCCUGUCCUUCAUCGCAGGGGUGCUGCUGUUACACAUGGGAGAGGAGGAUGCCUUCAACAUGCUCAAAUUUCUGAUGUAUGACAUGGGGCUCCGCAAGCAGUACAGGCCUGACAUGAUUAUACUGCAGAUUCAGAUGUACCAGCUGUCGCGGCUGCUUCACGACUACCACAGGGAUCUGUACAGCCACCUGGAGCAGCAGGAGAUUGGCCCCAGCCUCUAUGCCACUCCCUGGUUCCUCACCGCUUUUGCCUCACACUUCCCCCUCGGCUUCGUGGCCAGAGUCUUUGACAUGUUGUUCCUGCAGGGGGCGGAGGUCAUUUUCAAGGUGGCCCUGAGCCUGCUGGGCAGCCACAAGCCUCUGAUCCUGCAGCACGACAGCCUGGAGUCCAUUGUGGACUUCAUCAAGACCACCCUGCCCAACCUCGGCCUGGUGCAAAUGGAGAAGACCAUAAACCAGGUUUGUGAGAUGGACGUUUCCAAGCAGCUGCAGGCAUACGAAGUGGAGUACCACGUCCUGCAGGAUGAAUUGUUGGACACGCCCACAACCCUCAACCAGUCCCAGCGAGCUGCACAACUGGAGAGGACCAAUCAGAGCCUCCGGCAGCAGAACCUCGACCUGCUUGAGGAGCUGCAGGUGUCCCACGCACGAGUGUGCAGCCUGGAGAGCCAAGUGGAGGUGCUGGUCCAGUCCGAGGGCCGGCUGAGGGAGCAAGCAUCGGCCCUGGAAGAGGAGAAGAGGCAGCUGCAGAGCACCGUCACCCACCUCCACGAUAUUCUCACCAGCCUCGGCAUACACAUCUCCCUCGACGCGCACCCGCUCACACACACCCCACCCCCUGAUAGACACACAGUGACGGCGGCAGCUAAGGUGGAGGGCAAAGAGGUGGCAGGGAAUGGAACGGCAGCCACGGUCCCUCACCCCCCGGCUUGCCCAGAGGAUUCGUAAUCACACUGACCAGCCUGCCUCACAUCAAGCUCAACAGGAGGAGGCGCUGGUUGCUGGGAAUUUUAAGGUCCGGUCGUCGACAGAGACGUUGAGAUAAUUCCUUACUUUAUCUUCUUCUUAGCCUGCCAAACUUCAGAAAGCUCUGAAAAGAAGAGGAGAGGAGUUUAGACCUUUAAUCCAGACGUGAGAAGAACGGAGAAAUUGCAAAAACAUGGGAAAAGUCGAGAGAAAGACAGACACCCUUGACUCUCAUCCCAAAACUCUGCUGACCUCCGUUCAUCCCGAGCUGUGCCAUGAGUGCCCCCUUCCACAUCCUAAUGUAUAAACAAACGUGAUUUGACCAACAAUCCCCAAAGAUAGCACUGUCCCACUGGGCUUUUACUGUAAAAACAAAACCCAGUGAGGUUAACCUUUGCACCUGUACUCAUCUGUCUUGUCAGUUACAGCUUGUCUGUGAGGGUUCUCAUUGAUUGUAUGCUUGUAUUCGAGUGUUUGUGUGUGAAUGUACUCAUUACAAUGAGGCUAAACAAGCCAAAGAAUGUCCUCCGUAUUAUAAAAAGAGCCGGAACAAAGUCCCAAGCUCCCAUGUCACUUGGUCAGAUAACAUCCUGAAGGAACAUCAUUGAUCACCUUUACAUCUUACUAGAAAUAUAAAUAUCUGUUGCCAAAGAAACAAAAAAUGAGAGAGAAGGGAGUUGAGCUGGAAUGAGUGAAAAUAUGAACACAUGGCUGAACAAUAAAUUCCAUGAAUUGUGUUGAUUUAAACAGAUUUUUUUAAAAACUUGAUUAAAUAAGCUGAAUGAUGCUAGAUAACAUUAGAUGGAUAGUUGAUGCUGGUGAGAGAUGGUGCAUCUUAUAUCCCAAUAAGCACAAGGGGAGAGACAGAAUAAAGACAAACUAUUUGUCAUUCCUCCUACCUUCCCAUUAUGAAGCAGCAGUCUUCCACAACGGUGUAUCUAACUGUACGUUUACCGUUCAGGUAUUUAGCUUACAACGAGCAGAACAACAGAAUAAAUUCAGUCCAUUUUACAUCCCUUUCUUUAUCUGGGAAAAUUACUUGGAUCCAGCUGUACAGAGAGGGGAAAGGAUCUAUUUUAGGCAAUAGCUAGUGUAUUACUAGUCAGGGGAAACACCUGCUAAUUUCACUGAGUGCCUGAUCAGUUUCUUUUGCCAAAUCCCAGCAAAGCAGGAUUUAUUUCUAUAAACAUGAGACUUGCUGAGACAAUCCAUCAGCUAUUAAUCACACCUACUGUAUUCAACACACUGAAUCCCACACAGCCGACAAGUUUUGUCGCGUGCUUGUAUGUAUGUCUUCAUGUAUUAUUGUGUGUGCAGGUGCCUGAGUAUGUUUAUCUUGUAUUCAUGCAUGUCACACACACACACAAUUGCAAAAACCUGUUGAUUUACACUGUAAAGACGUUGCUUUGACUCCUGACUGUUCUUGCACAUUUUUUGUUUGUUUUAAUUGAUAAUUAUAUAACUGUAUUGCAUUGUAUUAUUCUAUACUUUGAAAUACAUUUCAUAUCCUUCCAGUA